Molecule: messenger RNA, 471 nt
Organism: Trematomus bernacchii (emerald rockcod)
Lineage: Eukaryota; Metazoa; Chordata; Actinopteri; Perciformes; Nototheniidae
Gene: rbis
Product: ribosomal biogenesis factor
Exons: 4
Coding region: 1-309 (102 amino acids)
Biological process (GO): ribosome biogenesis
Cellular component (GO): nucleolus
Source: RefSeq, a predicted model, not a curated record
AUGACCGCAACAUGGGGAAGAAUAAACCAAAGGGGAAAAAAACAGAAGAACGUCUUUCAAGUGGCAAACAAGCACACGAAGCACAAGAACAAAACAAAGCCUGUCACCACAACGCUAAAACACAUCACUUCAUUGAAAAAGGAGAAGGUAGAGAGCCUCAAUAAGAUCUUCACAGAAGUCCAGAGGGAUGUCACGAGCAUUUCAAAGUCUGUUGCUCCCGAAAAAAAGAAACUAACACAGGUCGUCAAAGAGCCACCGAAGGAGUCUGUAAACAUCGAUAGUGCCGCUCAACUCUUCUCUCAGCUAUAAUGGAACAUGAAAGAUGGACUGUCAUAAGCCUCAGGCAAACACAUGUCAUGUUGUAUGAAAUGCCAAAAUCAGGACUGUAAAUGUGUUACAAAUUAAAAACAGCUACGGUUUAUUGCAUGUGUGUAUUUUAAACAUUCUAUAUUAAAUGCAAAGAAACUGAAA